AAAAGCCUAUCCCCAUCUCUACUACUCUUCGCUUAUAUUAGAGUAUGCAGUAGAAAUUUAUUCAACAACGAGAAAAGAAACGAAACAAAUUAAACCAACUUAUGGCCACUUCUUGGACUGAAAAAAUAUCAAUCAACAGGGAAAGGGUGGUAAAGGAGCUCGUUCAAGGCCAAGAAUCUGCAACUCAUCUUCAAUUUCUCCUCGAGAAACCUUACGGAGAUAAUGGGUUUCUCUCAGCUAAUGAGCUUGCGGUCAAGAUCUUGAGAUCUUUCACUGAAGCUCUUACCCUGCUAACUUGUGAUUUUGUUCAGAAUUUUCAGAACCAGAUAACUUCCCAAGGGGACUCAGCUUGCUGUGAUGACCGGAGAUCUGAAGAUUCCGGCGAGAGCAGGAAGAGGGCAACUACCAAGGAGAGGAGGGGUUGUUACAAGAGAAAGAAGACUUCCCAGUCAUGGACAACAGUCUCAGAUGCAAUAGAAGAUGGUCAUGCAUGGAGAAAAUAUGGGCAGAAAGAGAUCCUCAAUGCUAAAUACCCAAGGAGCUACUUUAGGUGCACCCACAAGUACGAUAAAGGGUGCAAGGCAACGAAGCAAGUCCAGAGAAUGGAAGAAGAUCCACAAAUGUAUCAAACCACUUAUAUUGGUCACCAUACUUGCGGUGAUAUUCUUAAGGUUCCACAAAUCAUCACAACACGAGAUUCUUCUCCUUGGGAAUCUUAUAAGCUUACUUCCAAUUCAAACACUCUUACCCAAAUGGACCAUCAACACCAUCCACCCACCAAAAUUAAGCAAGAAUAUAAGGAAGAGAAUCCAAGCGAUCUAACAGAUAAUCUUUCAUCUUUGGACUCUAUCAUAUGGAAGGAUCUUGUAGCAUUUGAAUCAGCUGAGCCUGGUGAUCUUGUAGCUUCUACAGAGGCUACUUCUCAAAGUUUGGACAUGGAUUUUGCGGUGAAUUCCAUUGAACUUGACAGUGAUUUUCAUUUUGAUGAAAGUAAGUUCAACUACCUAACCUAAUAAGGUAGAAAGCUGUAGGUUUUCCCUUGUUAUUGUGGAAUAAGUAGCCGGCAUGAUUGUGGCCAUUCUAAUUAGCCUCCAAUAUUCUCAUUCUCAACCUAAAAUUCUGCUGUUCAUAUUGAAAAGGAGUAUGUGACAAUAUUGUAUUACUGUUUGCACUUUAUGUGCUUAAUAGCGAGAGACUUUCUAAUUCAAAUGACAAAAAGUUUUGAUCACCAA
Messenger RNA from Hevea brasiliensis (rubber tree), 1232 nucleotides. RefSeq names its product WRKY DNA-binding transcription factor 70. Gene Ontology annotation, biological process: regulation of DNA-templated transcription. Gene Ontology annotation, molecular function: sequence-specific DNA binding; DNA-binding transcription factor activity. The transcript is spliced from 3 exons. The record is from RefSeq and is a predicted model, not a curated record. NCBI's taxonomy places the organism in Eukaryota, Viridiplantae, Streptophyta, Magnoliopsida, Malpighiales, Euphorbiaceae. Bases 102 to 1013 code for a protein of 303 amino acids.